AUUGGAUGUUACAGGCCAUUUGGGACGUUACCACUUCGUAGCUGAUCUCAAAACUGUAUAACUGAUUUUAUACAUAAGUGUAUUUGAAGGUAAUGUAAGGUGACAUAGGAGGUUUUGUGCGUCGCGUAUUUGACACGGGUAGCGACGUGCUUGCGAAUGUGUAUGUGGCUAGUUGUUGCUGCUUGUGUGCAUUUAACCUGGAUACCUCAUCCACAUGACAUUGACCCUAGCCGUCAAGUCCUCGCUUUUAUCCCUUUCAUGUCAUGCGUCAAGCAGGGCAACAAGUACCCUUUUCACGUCUUUUGGUAGGACGAGAGCCGGGGAUCGAACCAGCUACUUACCGUUCACAGGAAAAACGCUCUGCCUAUUACACCACCGAAGCGAUGGGGAUGGACGAAGCGUCUGUAGUUACAAGGGAAGUGCCAAAAACUGGAUUCGUUGAGUAAACGCCAGUACGGUACAAAAAGGAUGUCGUCUGAGACGGAUUUAUUGCAUUCAAAGAUGAUCAAAAGGAUACGGAUAACAACAACAACAAACAUCAACAAUCAGAAAACAAACAAUAAACCUUAUGUUUUGUGAGCCAUGACCCAAAGAUUACUACGUGUCCCAGUAUCUUCAAGGAAUGCUAAAUAAGGCGCCAGUAUUUGCCCCGGCGUGACAAAGCACUUCCUGGUUCAGACCUGGGUACGUCAGGGUGUGCUCCCCAGCCCUACAUAUUUGCGAUCCGAUUGCGGGGAGAGGCGAUAAGCUAAACCUGACUUCAGAUCAGUAAUCUCGCUACCACUGUGCAGUGCUAGGUACAUGACGACCCGGUUUCACAUGAACGUUGCCUCUACUAGAUGACGGGUGUUGUCAGGCUUAAUUGGACAACUAUUGAAUUGAACUGAUACAGAUCACCGAUAAACAUCUGUGCAGUGUGGUGGAUUUUGUGUUCACGUUACAGGACUAAUCUGCGUGGCGGCGUAUCUCAACAUAAGAUUUAUCAUCGCUUGCCAUCUCAGCCUCAGCAACAGGCAGUCACUGAAAGCGUAAUGUAAACAAAAUGUCUGGGCCAAUGGCAGCACAGUGGGGUCAACAACCCACUGGUAACCUUUCAACCCUUGUUGACCCCAACCUCAGUGAAGUAAUUGGCAUCCUGCAUCAACGUUAUCAAGCGCAACACAUAUACACAAAUAUCGGAGACAUCCUCUUGUCCGUGAACCCACAACAAACGAUUCCUCUCUAUGGCUCUCGGGUUGGAGAUUUCUACAGAGAUGUGCCCUCUGCCGUGAGUCAGCAGCCACACAUCUUUAUGACAGCAUGUCGUGCCCAUCGCAACCUGCAGAUACACAACAGGGAUCAGGCUAUUCUUCUGUCAGGGGAGAACGGGUCAGGAAAGACAGAAGCUGUGAAAAUCCUAGUGUCCCAAUUCGGGCGCCUGUCGACAGUCACACCACAUCAGGGUCCUCCACAGAGCGAUGUAGCCAGUCUGCUCAAUGCGGCAAUGUCCCUGUUGGAGGAGUUUGGCAACGCGGAUGUCGGUAUCAACCGCAACUCCAGCAGACACGGCAAGCUUGUGGACCUCGCGUGGGAUGACGGGAAGCUCGUCGGAGCCGAAAUAAUGGUUUGGGGUCUGGAAAAGAACCGCGUGAUGUUCUCAGAACCCGGGGAAAAGAAUUUCCACGUCUUCUACAGAAUGUUGGUUGGAUUCGACCAGGAAAUGCUGACACGACAUAAACACCAUCAGUCCUACAGAAUCCUGGAGCCGAGUGAUGGGGGUCAGAUAUACCGGGACGUAUCUGACGCAGAGGAGAACAAGGCACAUUAUACAUACCUCCGCGAAUAUCUCAAUACACUCGGCAUAGAACACCAGACGUUCCGAUCAGGCCGACAGACAGCAGGGAACGCCAUAUUUGAAGUUUUGAGUGCAUUGUUGCAUCUUGGGAACAUUCAUUUCGCGCCAGAUCCGGAAUCGGAUGCAGCUUUUGUGGCAAACCAGACGGAAGUUGAGGCAGCUGCCGAUUUGUUGGGAGUUCAAGCGCAGGACAUUUCUGGGUUGUUCUUGACACGCUUUGGAUAUUCAGGAGGUCAACGGAUGAUGUAUAGGCGGGAUACAAGCGGCGCCAGUCUGACCAGGAACUCUUUAGUUCGGCACAUCUAUUUCCAGCUCUUUGAAUGGGUGGUCAAAAUGAUCAAUAACAGACUUGCUCCACCUGUACAGUAUAGACACAAGUCGAAACAACUUAAAACCGUCGGUAUUUUGGAUCUUCCGGGCUUUGAGAACUUGAGGACCAACAGUUUAGAGCAGCUUCAUUUUAACUUGGCGGAGGAGAGGCUCCAGGAUCAAGUGACUGAACUGGUCUUCCGGCAAGAAUUCUAUGACCUUGAAACUGAUGGCAUCAAAGUUGAAAACACCAACUUCAGGGACAACUCAGAGGUUCUUGAUGCUUUCUAUGAUAGCAAUAUUGGCUUGCUACGCCUUAUCGACGAGAACUCAGACCCCAGUCCGAACUCCGAAAUGGCCCUGCUGAACGACAUCAGCAAGAGACACAGCAUGAAAUCCUCUGUAGUGAAGACAGAUCCUACAAGUAACACAUUCAUGGUCAUUCACCAUCGGGGGCAGGUUAUAUACAACAUCGAGGUAUUGCUGACAAAGAACAGACCGGUCAGUGUCCGAACCUUUGACGCUUUACUGGAAUACAGCCAGAAACCCUUACUGCAUGAACUCAUGUCCACGCCACACGACAGACGUUCACGACGUUCUAGUCAAGCUGACGACACACCUGAUGACCUCACGUUAACACAGAAACAUGCGGAAGCUCUGAGGGCGAUGUUCCGACGACUAGAAGGACGAGAAAUGCAGCAUGUUUGGUGCAUCCGUCCCAACAUGACGUUGCAACCAGGUGUGUUUGACGCGGACGUUGUCGCCAGACAGUUGACUGCCAUGAACGUUGUCGAAGCUGCUCGCAUAAGGUCCAUCGGUUACCCUGUCAGGAUCACUAUCAGAGACUUCAUUGAUCGGUAUAGAUUUGUGGGCUUCCCUCUUUCUGCCCGGAUCGACUCACCACAGGGGGCGUGCCACCGGGUAAUUAGAAAAGCUGGAAUCCCUGACGGAGGGUGGCAGGUCAGACAAAGGAAGGUGAUGUUGGCAUGGUGGCAUCAGGACUAUUUAGACACGGCAUUAGAACGGGCUCUUCGUCACGUGAUCUUCGUACAGAGUCGACUGCGAGGCUACGUUGCUCGUCGAAAGUUUCACAGAAUGAGAAGACACUUCCGGGCAGACAAGGACGAGUUAUCGGACUUUCUUGAGGACGUCAGUGAUCACAGCCUGAGAACUUACUACGCUUGUCAAGCCCAAAGCGACCACAACACCAGGGAAAUAGAGAGACAGUACACUGGUCGAGACGGAGGACGGGGACAGAUACGGACCUACAGCGACCGCGUCGGGCGCGACUCCCACUACAGCAGAUCUGGGUAUGGCGGACAGUCGGAAGUAUACAAUGACUAUAUCGAUCAAAGUUUAGAUGACAACACUACUUUCAAGCAGACGGUGUUACAUGACGUGACCUCCAAACGUGACCUUGACCCUAUUACGUGGUGCAAGGUCAUCUGUAUGGAGUAUGAUCGCCCAGUUGGCAAGUUCUACGUACAGAAAAGAGAAAUACACAUCGACGGUACCUAUAAUCCCUUCGAUGGAGACAGAGUAGGAAUUGGAGUGUUUCGAAAUCCAGAGCGAUCUAGAACGACGGAGACAAUCCGAGCCUACCUUGGACAGGGGCUAAUUCUCCACCAUGACACCGAUGGGAGUAUAUGGGCAAAGCGGUUAUCAAACAAUGAGGUCAUCGUUCAAGGUUAUGAUGACCCAGGCAAUCACUCUCUGUCAGCUGACGUAAUUCUGAACAAGGGAGUGUUGUUUUCUCCUGUAGACUUCCUCAUGGCCAGUCUAUGAAGGUGUUUGACAUGAAAGAGUUGCGCAGCCGUAUUGGCCUAGAACUGAAGUCACAUACUUUCAACAGGACUCGUCUUCGUCAUCAGACCAUUGUCUGCUUUAGCUUACUGGAAGAAGAGGAGACCAUUCUCGAUACUCCAUGUUGGAUUUGUGUGGUCAACAUCCACGCCCUCAAUGCCCUGGAGAAUCAAGAUGUAAUGUCCCAGGUAGAGAAGAUGAUGACACAGGCAGAGCUCCGUACUGAGGAGGAAGACUUAAAUGAUGAGAAGGCCCAGGAUGCCAAGGGGGAGGCAUUUCAGGAGACGGUGGUCACGGACAGAUCAAAGAGAGAGUUUCACUAAAGGAGAAACAUCAUCAAGGAAGCUUAGGAUCGGCUUGAGGAAGAGAGGGGAAGAUGUAAAGAAUCACAUGGACUACAGCUGGGACACAGAUUCACGAGGAAACUCUUCACGGAAACAAAUGACGGUAGACUCUCUUCAAGAACAAGUCAUGGGAAACCCCGACGGUGAAUUGGAUGGCAGGAGAUCCGGACCGUUUUCGCCUACCGGUACCGGUAAAACACGUGAGUGGGCGAAGGUCAAGGUCGCAGUGAAGACGUCAGUUGUUAAAGAAGAAAGCGAGAUGGACGCCAUGAUGAAGUCCAGAAUGUCCAGAUAUUAAACGGAAGCGAUAUACGGAAGAUAAAUUGAAUGUCAAAAAAUGUGAACAGCAAUUGUUUCCUUAGCUGAUAAAUGUCAAAAGUAAUGCAGUAUGUUUGAUGGCUUGUUGAUCAGCAAAGAAACGUGGCUCCAGGAAGUACUUUUGGGGUUCUUACUAGGUGUAUCUCAUUCUAUUAUAUUGAUAAUCCCAGCAUUACUGUAUGCAGGAUACUGAUGAAUGAACAUAGAAAUGUACUCAUCGUUCUUAUAAAAGAUAUCAUAUAUAUUUCCAUGAUCCCUUUAUAUCACAUGUAUCGAUGUCUUUUGACAAUCUAAAUGCGUUUUCUUUGUGUCAUGAUUAUGCCAAUCCCUAUAAAACAAACUCAUUAAAGGUACGUCAAAUGUCCACCAUCCAUGUUAGUCUUUCUAAUAUUGACAAUCAUAAGAAUAUUUAGUGCAAACAGUACGUUGCAAGUAUGUCAAUCUCUUGAAAUGUACGUGCUAUGCACAACAAAACUGGUAUGUAUGUCACUCUCGUUACAUUUGCACAAAAUGUAAGUUUCUUUCAAUGUACAGUAUACAUUUGUCCAUGUCUCUAAAUGGAAAUGACGUAGAUGUCUUUAAAUGUACAUCGAUAUUUGUCCAUAUUUUUAAAUGUGCAACAUAUUUGUGUCCAUAUCUUUGAAUGUCCAUGGUAAAUACAUGUAAAUGAACAUCGCACAUAUGUCCAUAUCUUUCAAUGUGUAUUAUGUACACAUUCAUGUCUAUAUCUUGACAUAUGCAUCAUAUGUUCAUACAUGAUUGUAUGUUUGAAAGUGCGUCACAUCUAUAUGUCCAUAUCUAUACAUGUACAUCAUAUGCAUAUGCUUGUCAAUAUUAAGAUUUCGUCAGUUUUCUGUCUGUGGUCCGGGAGAUGAUUUUGCUCAAGCAUAUAAUCGGUUCCACUCAAUCCACGCUAAUGUAUUGAGCAAAGUGGCUGAUCAAUUGUCUGCCAUGGACAUAUUCAGAUUUUCUGUUUGUAACGGUUCUGUUCCCCUGCCUUGGGAGGCGUAACUGGUUAGUGUUCCUAGGCAUCAGGGUCCAAGUAGGCCAAGUUGAUGAUGUGUGUUCUUGAAACUGUAGAUGAUUCAGAUAUUUCUUUUACUUGCACCAAAGCUUUUUUAAUGUUAUACGGAAAACCCUCAAAGUGAAUUGAUUCUUCAGUGGCCUUUUUAUAUAAUAUAUGAACAACCAAAACAGUUUAAACCUUGGCUUUCUUGUAACCGUUUAGCGAAGUGUCUGACAUAUUUGGACUGUCUGGUUGUCUAUGGCAACUGCCCCGUACAAAAUAUCCCUCCCAUUGAAUCCCUGUGGUGAAUAGUACGGGACAUGACAUGUAUAACGAGCAUAGCAAAUACUUGAGGUAGAAUUUGCGAAUAUAUUUAGUGCGAAUUUUAUCGUUUACUUCAAUGAUAUCCAAAACAUGGCUACUGAUACCCUAUUUAGUAUUGACGAAAUGUGUGGGCACUUUAAGAACGGGUGUGUUACAAUUAUGUGCAAUCGUGCAGAUACUUUAAAUCUGUUAAACUACUGAUAAAUUGUUUGUUUUUUAUAGAUAUACUUGUCGCUUAUUGUGUUCAUCAUUUAAUCAUACAUUACUCAAGCCAAAUUUAUGUCCAUCGCUCUCUAUUCCAAAUGUGCUAAAACAUGUAUUUCCAGCCAAGAGUAUAUACAUAAUGCAAUACUGACGUUUCUUUAUUCUCUGACAACUAUUCGCCUCAAAUAGCUGCAGGACUGACGAGCGACGUUUAAAAGUAAUCACUCAUUCAUUGACAAAUAAAAUCAAAUAAUAUUGCAAUUUUUCAUAUGAAGUAACUAUCACAAAUGUAUUGUACUGAGCUAAUACCCGGUGAACGGUGAACGCUUAAUAGUCCUUUGACAACAUGUGAGCCGCUGGUCAAAUCUCUUUUUGGGGAUGAAGAUUAUCAUUCAUAUGACUGACUGGAUGAAAGGAUGAACAUUCAUAACUAUCUGGUGUUAUAACCUGAAUGAUUUAGACGUAUUUUGAUGUGUAUAUCUUUAGUUAUGGACUUGGUAUAUCAUCAUGUAAUGCUUAUCAUUUUUACUAUUGUAUAUGGAAAAAUAAAACACAUUAUGACACCCCUCA
Messenger RNA from Haliotis rubra (blacklip abalone), 6712 nucleotides. Its product is annotated as unconventional myosin-VIIa-like. The record is from RefSeq and is a predicted model, not a curated record. The transcript has 30 exons. Gene Ontology annotation, biological process: regulation of DNA-templated transcription. Gene Ontology annotation, molecular function: protein binding; ATP binding; cytoskeletal motor activity. Lineage: Eukaryota; Metazoa; Mollusca; Gastropoda; Lepetellida; Haliotidae. Gene Ontology annotation, cellular component: myosin complex. Bases 1043 to 3928 code for a protein of 961 amino acids.